This is a messenger RNA of Echinostoma caproni, 408 nucleotides long. Lineage: Eukaryota; Metazoa; Platyhelminthes; Trematoda; Plagiorchiida; Echinostomatidae. The record is from the annotation of a GenBank genome assembly.
AUGGUUUGCAGUUUGGGUGAAAGUAGUCGACCAACUCCAUGGACGAGUGGUGCUGUUUCCCUUCUAUCCGCGUCUGGAAACGAAACGCAGAUGGAUAAGAUCAAUUUUCCCCACCCUGUUGCGGAGGCCUUAGCCCAGCGUGGAAAAGGUGCAGAUCACGUCAAACAAAUGAAAAUGUUAGCGGCUACUGACGGACUUCAUGCUCCGUUGCGACUAUCCAUGGAACAGCGUAUCAUGAGACGCGUUCAACCUCGUUUACCUGGACUGUAUUCGCAUCACCCAUUGGCGGCUCAACUAGAUGGCUCAUUAGAUGAUAUCGAUGUUGUGGACUUCUUAAAUCCUCCUGAAGAUGCGGAAUGUGUCGGUAUGCCCCAUCUGUUAAUGGAAAAACGGUUGGGUAUUUUGUGA